Annulohypoxylon truncatum is the source of this 1959-nucleotide messenger RNA. RefSeq lists its product as uncharacterized. The transcript has a single exon. The coding region runs from base 229 to 1734 and encodes 501 amino acids. Lineage: Eukaryota; Fungi; Ascomycota; Sordariomycetes; Xylariales; Hypoxylaceae. The record is from RefSeq and is a predicted model, not a curated record.
AUAGAUUGGUGCCGGUUCCUUGUCCCCCCGAUGCCCAUGACCUCCACAAUGCAUUAUAGAGCUUUGUAUGUCACGAAUUCUACUUUCAGUUAUUAUGUCUAGUCAUUUUCUUCCAACCUCAAUUUCAAUUAAAACAUGAUAACCUAGCGCCUCUAUAGAAUUUGAAGUCUGUUCAAGCCCUGGACCACAUCGCCUCACCUAGCACCUUAAACCUCGUUUAGCGGUAUAAUGUCCAAUAGGAAAUAUGAAUCCUUCUUCAGCUACAGCGUGUCUCGGCCCUUCCCGUUCCGUUGGUUUACGCCGGGUGCAAUAAUUGGAGGCAUCGUUUCCCUCGCUCUUUUUACUUUCUUGAACUUCGCUUCAAGUGGCUAUAAUCUGGUCGUGCAGAUUUCCUCGAAUCCUAACGCUACACUGUCCGAAGGGAACUGGCUCCAGCGUUGGCCAUCCUUCCUAACUGCCAAGGUCCAACCCACAUGCGAGCCCGCCAAUCUACCCGUGAAUAGCCAGAUAUUCACGAAUCAGACUGCGCUCACAUACAUGUUAACGAAUGUAUGGCAGCAUCAUGAGGCUACUGGGGAGCAGGUCGCCUCUCCCUCGCUCAGCUAUUACAACAAUGUUCUAGAGAAUUGCUCUGUUGCCUCGAUCGAAAUGAAUCUAGAAUCAAUGGAUCGAUCCGCAAAUCAAUUCGCUUACUCUGAAUGGGGUGCCCUCUUGCGAUCCUAUGCUACUUGCCAAAUAGCCACUUCUUCCGGUGUCGUCUUCUUCAAUCUCACACAAACUUAUGAAUACGUGCCCAGCACUGUCUCCUAUACGGAUAUUGGCAAAUUUCUCGGCAGCGGUUUUCUGAGCCGUAAUCAAACAACGCGAGCGAGCCUUUGGUGGGGUGAAUCGCUAAUGUCAACAUACUGGGGAGCUGUCACAUGGGAGAUGCAGCAAGAACGCGAAAACAAAACCGACAAUCAUGAGUAUGGGAUACGUAAAGGAACUGUCUCGUUCAUGCUCAACGGAUCUUUCUCUGACAUUAAGGACCUAAAAUACUUUAAUGCCGAUUAUCGGUUUAUUGUCGACAAGGGCGGUAGCUACUAUGACGUGAUCAGUCCAGGCGGUUUACCUAUGCCAGUGACAGCAGAGUUUCUUAAUGCGACGAGCGAGUAUCCUAAUAUUUGGACCAAGGCGGAUACUCUAGCCAAAUCGACCUAUUCAACCAUAUUGACGGACCUGGGUCAGACAACAGCAACACCCAACAUACUUAGCGACGCAACGCUCUUGACGUAUUUUACCUCCAAUAUUUCACAGAUAGAGAUGGCCAACUUCAAGGCCGGACCAGCAAACGAAAGUUUCGAUGACCUUAAUGCCACGACCGGGCCAUUACGUGUUACUCCAUCCGUCAUAUCAACCACGUACCUUUGCCAAGUCCCGGAACUCAAGUCCGCGGGCAACCUCAUCCUCGCAAUCAUCGUAGCUGACCUAGUACUGAUGCAGGGCGUGUGGCAAUUGUACAAGAUUUCGGCGGAGUGGUACCUUACCAGGCGUCAACCAACCGCGAACUACUGCCAGGGGUGUAUGAUCAUGUCUGGUGGAGAGCUGUCAGCACCUUCAGAGAGUUCUGCAACCACCGAAGGUGACACGGAAAAUUAUCCGCUCGUCGAAGUGUCUAAUCCCUCAACCAGAGAUAGUACCGUGUCAAUGCAUGCAGUAGAAGAGGGUCACCCUCGAGAGAUCCAAUCCCGUUGAUCAAGCCGUUUCAAGAAAACGCCGUUAUCCCUACUACACAAUAUCAUACGAGCCAUGUCUUUAGACGUUGUCAAGCACGGCCGUGCCGCGGGACACAAACGACUGAGACAGGGAUCAUAUAUCGGAUUCGUAUGGACUCGGACCAUAUUCAUUUCGAACGAUCUCUAGGCGGCGACCCAAGAAAAUUUCAAAAUCUCUUUUAAAAAACGGGAGAGAAGGUGCAGU